GAUUCCAUGAGCUCAAAGAGGCGAAGGGCUACCUCUCCUUCUAGCAGUGCCAGUGGAGGAGAUUUUGAUGAUGGUCACCAUUCCACAAACACACCAGGUCCAAGUAGGAAACGGAGAAGACUUUCCAACCUCCCAACAGUUGAUCCUAUUGCUGUUUGCCAUGAAUUAUACAACACAAUCAGAGAUUACAAAGAUGAACAAGGAAGGCUUUUAUGUGAAUUGUUCAUUAGGGCCCCCAAAAGACGAAAUCAGCCAGAUUACUAUGAAGUAGUUUCCCAGCCUAUUGAUUUAAUGAAGAUCCAACAAAAGUUAAAAAUGGAGGAAUAUGAUGAUGUGAACGUCUUAACUGCUGACUUCCAACUGCUGUUUAAUAAUGCAAAAUCCUAUUAUAAGCCAGACUCUCCUGAAUAUAAGGCUGCCUGCAAAUUGUGGGAUUUAUAUGUACGAACAAAAAAUGAAUUUGUUCAGAAGGGAGAGGCUGAGGACGACGAGGAUGAUGAUGAAGGCCAUGACAAUCAAGGGACUAUUUCUGAAAUAUCUUCUCCAGGUUAUUUAAAAGAAAUUCUUGAACAACUUCUUGAAGCAGUAGUUGUAGCUACAAAUCCAUCAGGCCAUCUUAUUAGUGAACUUUUUCAGAAGCUUCCCUCUAAAGUGCAAUAUCCUGAUUAUUAUGCAAUAAUUAAAGAGCCCAUAGAUUUGAAGACUAUCGCUCAGCGGAUACAGAAUGGAAGCUAUAAAAGCAUUCAUGCAAUGACCAAGGAUAUAGAUCUGUUAGUUAAAAAUGCUAAAACUUACAAUGAACCAGGAUCUCAAGUAUUCAAGGAUGCAAAUGCAAUAAAGAAAAUAUUUAAUAUGAAAAAGGCAGAAAUUGAGCAUUCAGAAUUAACUAAAUCAAGUCUCCGAGUCAGGUAUUGUAAGCAGAAUAGAAAUAUAGAAAGGACUGGAAAUCUGACUGCUUCCAGGCUGACAAGUCCUUCCUCACAGGGUAAAGGCAGUGUUGUUGAUGAAAGAAAUUCUGCUAAUAAAUAUUUCCGUAACAAAAGAGCUGUCCAAGGCGAUCGUUUAUCAGCAAUAACCAUGACACUGCAAUAUGGAUCUGAAAGUGAUGAAGAUGCUGUUUUAGCUGCUGCUGCCCGUUAUGAAGAAGGAGAAUCUGAAGCUGAAAGCAUUGCUUCAUUUAUGGAUACAUCCAAUCCUCUCUAUCAGCUUUAUGAUACAGUUAGAAACUGCCGAAACAACCAGGGCCAACUUAUAUCGGAACCCUUUUUUCAUUUGCCCUCAAAGAAAAAAUAUCCUGAUUAUUAUCAACAAAUCAAAAUGCCUAUUUCAUUGCAGCAGAUCAGAACGAAACUGAAAAAUCACGAAUACGAAACCCUCGACCAUUUAGAAUGCGAUUUAAACUUGAUGUUUGAAAAUGCAAAGCGUUAUAAUGUUCCAAACUCAGCCAUUUAUAAGAGAGUUUUGAAAAUGCAACAGGUUAUGCAGGCAAAGAAGAAAGAGCUAGCUAGAAGAGAUGAAAUUGAGGAUGGUGAUAGUAUGAUAUCUUCUGCCACAUCAGAUGCUGGGAGUUCAAAAAGGAAAAGUAAGAAGAAUAUAAAGAAACAGCGAAUGAAAAUCUUAUACAAUGUUGUUCUUGAAGCACGAGAACCUGGAACAGGCCGAAGGCUAUGUGAGCUGUUUAUGGUGAAACCCUCCAAAAAAGACUAUCCAGAUUAUUACAAGAUUAUUUUGGAUCCAAUGGAUUUAAAAAUAAUAGAGUAUAAUAUCCGUAGUGAUAAAUAUGUUGGAGAAGAAGCUAUGAUAGAAGAUAUGAGGUUAAUGUUUCGAAAUGCGAGACAUUAUAACGAAGAAGGCUCACAGGUUUACAAUGAUGCUCAUAUUUUGGAGAAAAUUCUUAAAGAAAAGAGAAAAGAAUUGGGACCUCUGCUUGAAGAUGAUGAGGUUGCUUCCCCUAAAUUAAAGUUAAGUAGAAAAACUGGCAUCUCUCCUAAAAAAUCAAAAUAUAUGACUCCAAUGCAACAGAAGCUUAAUGAAGUAUACGAAGCUGUGAAGAACUAUACAGAUAAACGAGGUAGAAGACUCAGUGCUAUUUUUCUACGACUUCCAUCGCGGUCAGAGCUUCCUGAUUAUUAUCUGACAAUUAAAAAGCCAGUUGAUAUGGAGAAAAUCAGAAGUCACAUGAUGGCCAACAAAUAUCAGGAUAUUGAUUCUAUGGUUGAAGAUUUUGUAAUGAUGUUUAAUAAUGCCUGCACUUACAAUGAACCAGAAUCCUUGAUUUACAAAGAUGCACUUGUGCUACAUAAAGUUUUGCUUGAGACUAGAAGAGAUAUAGAAGGAGAUGAAGAUUCUCAUGUCCCAAAUGUAACUCUGCUGAUCCAAGAACUUAUACAUAAUCUUUUUGUCUCUGUAAUGAGUCACCAGGAUGAUGAAGGGAGAUGCUAUAGUGACUCUUUAGCUGAAAUUCCUGCUGUUGACCCCAGUUUCCCAAACAAGCCUCCUUUGACUUUUGAUAUCAUACGGAGAAAUGUAGAGAAUAAUCGCUAUAGAAGGUUGGAUUUAUUCCAAGAACACAUGUUUGAAGUGUUGGAACGCGCAAGGAGAAUGAACCGGACGGAUUCAGAGAUUUAUGAGGAUGCUGUAGAACUUCAGCAGUUCUUUAUCAAAAUCCGUGAUGAACUCUGCAAAAAUGGUGAAAUCUUGUUAUCACCAGCCCUUAGCUACACUACUAAACAUCUACAUAAUGAUGUAGAAAAAGAGAAGAAGGAAAAACUUCCCAAAGAAAUGGAAGAGGACAAACUUAAAAGAGAAGAGGAGAAGAGAGCUGAAAAGAGUGAAGAUUCUUCUGGAGGAUCAGGACUGUCUAAUUUACACAGAACAUACAGCCAAGAUUGCAGCUUUAAGAACAGCAUGUACCAUGUUGGAGACUAUGUAUAUGUUGAACCUGCAGAAGCUAAUUUGCAACCUCAUAUAGUCUGCAUAGAACGAUUGUGGGAAGAUUCAAAUGGGGAAAAAUGGUUAUAUGGCUGCUGGUUUUACCGACCAAAUGAAACAUUCCAUCUUGCCACUAGAAAAUUUUUGGAGAAGGAGGUGUUUAAAAGUGAUUAUUACAACAAAGUUACAGUGAGCAAAAUUCUAGGCAAAUGUGUGGUUAUGUUUGUUAAGGAAUAUUUUAAGCUAUGUCCAGAAAACUUCAGAGAUGAAGAUGUCUAUGUUUGUGAAUCACGUUAUUCUGCAAAGACAAAGUCUUUUAAGAAAAUUAAAUUGUGGACUAUGCCAAUUAGUUCUGUACGAUUUGUCCCUCGAGAAGUGCCCUUACCUGUGAUUCGUGUUGCAUCAGUGUUUGCUAAUAUAGACAAAAUUGAUGAAGAAAAACAUACCGACGCAUCGGAGGAUACCAAAACUGUUCUUAGUCUUGAAAAGGAUAAGGAAGACGUUCCAGUAGACAUGUCAAACGGAGAACCUGGCUGUCACUACUAUGAACAGCUUUGUUACAAUGAUAUGUGGUUAAAGGUCGGAGAUUGUGUCUUCAUCAAAUCGCAUGGUUUAGUCCGAGCAAGGGUUGGCAGAAUAGAAAAAAUGUGGGUUAGAGAUGGAGCUGCCUAUUUCUUUGGUCCAAUUUUUAUUCACCCAGAAGAAACAGAACAUGAGCCAACGAAAAUGUUUUAUAAGAAGGAAGUAUUUUUAAGUAACUUGGAAGAGACUUGCCCGAUGACAUGCAUUCUGGGAAAAUGUGCUGUUCUGUCUUUCAAAGACUUUCUUUGCUGCAGACCAACUGAAAUUCAUGAAAAUGAUGUUCUUCUCUGUGAAAGUCGCUAUAAUGAAAGUGACAAACAGAUGAAAAAAUUUAAAGGACUAAAAAGAUUUUCUUUGUCUGCUAAGGUAGUAGAUGAUGAAAUUUAUUAUUUCAGGAAACCCAUUAUUCCACAGAAGGAGCCAUCUCCACUUUUAGAGAAAAAAAUUCAGCAGCUAGAAGCAAAGUUUGCUGAGUUAGAAGGUGGAGAAGAGGAUAUUGAAGAGAUUGGGGAAGAGGAAGGUGAAGUCACAGAAGCACCGACCAUACCUCAACUGCAGACUCCGCUCUCCAAUGAAUUGGAUAUAAUGCCAUAUACUCCACCACAGUCCACUCCGAAGUCAAUCAAAGGCAGCGUAAAAAAAGAAGGCUCUAAAAGGAAGAUCAAUAUGAGCGGAUACAUCUUGUUUAGCAGUGAGAUGAGAGCUGUCAUUAAAGCUCAGCACCCAGAUUAUUCCUUUGGAGAACUCAGCAGACUGGUUGGAACAGAGUGGAGAAAUUUGGAAGCCUCCAAGAAAGCAGAGUAUGAAGAGCGGGCAGCUAAGGUUGCUGAGCAGCAGGAGAGAGAACGAGCAGCACAGCAACAGCAGCAGAAUUCUUCCCCCCGGGCAGGCACUCCUGUCGGGGCUCUUAUGGGGGUGGUGCCGCCACCAACACCAAUGGGGAUGCUCAAUCCGCAGUUGACACCUGUUGCAGGCAUGAUAGGUGGCUAUCCAUCAGUGCUGCCACCUUUACAAGGCCCAGUUGAUGGCAUUGUUAGCAUGGGCAGCAUGCCACCACUUCACCCUGGGGUGCCUCCACCCCAUCAACUUCCACCAGGCAUGCCAGGCAUCCCACCACCCGGUGUUCUAGGGCAAAACGUUUCUUCCAUGGUAGGAGCCCCAGCACCAGGAAGUCCAUUUGGGCAGCAGAUGGGUAUGCUUGGUCCCCCAGGCCAACAAGCACCACCUCCAUAUCCUGGUCAAAACCCAGCAUCUCAACAGGUCAUGCAGCAGCCUACAACGCCUAUGUUUGUCUCUCCUCCACCAAAGACACAGAGGCUUCUCCAUUCAGAAGCUUAUCUGAAAUAUAUUGAAGGUCUUAGUGCUGAUUCAAAUAGUAUUAGCAAGUGGGACCAGACCCUUUCAGCACGAAGACGUGAUGCCCACCUCUCAAAAGAACAAGAAAGUCGUCUUCCUACACACUGGUUGAAAAGCAAAGGGGCUCAUACCACAAUGGCAGAUGCACUAUGGCGGCUUCGAGACUUGAUGUUGAGAGAUACACUUAAUAUCCGCCAGGCAUACAACAUAGAAAAUAUUUAAUCUUUCAAUGCCAACAUAUAAAAAAAAUUUGUGGAACAUAGCUGUUUUAGUUAUUGGUGAGGGAGAGAAAAUUGUUUUUAUUGCAUCUUAUUGUAUAUUGCAAGAUUGUUUUUUUAUAAGGACAUUUUUAAUAAGCAUAUUUCACUUUUUGUUAUAUUAUGUUGACUUUUCUUAAAUAUACAGACUUGUGCAUAUGGUUGACUUGAAAGAUGAUCUCAUGCUUGGUUCUAAAUGCAAAGCAAGGUUAUAUCUUUUUUUCUUCACAAAUUCUGAGAAGAUAGGGAGGAUGUUUACAGUUUAUCUUGGAAAAACAUACAUUUACACCUAGACCAUAGUGGCAUGAGCAUCGCUGUAUUUAUACGGUAGUUACUUCUGGCAGGUACAUCACAUAUG
Protobothrops mucrosquamatus (brown spotted pit viper) is the source of this 5484-nucleotide messenger RNA. RefSeq names its product polybromo 1 (gene PBRM1). The record is from RefSeq and is a predicted model, not a curated record. Gene Ontology annotation, molecular function: protein binding; chromatin binding. Bases 7 to 5091 code for a protein of 1694 amino acids. The transcript is spliced from 30 exons. Gene Ontology annotation, cellular component: RSC-type complex. Gene Ontology annotation, biological process: chromatin remodeling. NCBI's taxonomy places the organism in Eukaryota, Metazoa, Chordata, Lepidosauria, Squamata, Viperidae.